AUGGACUUAUCACUUGUAAAUGUAGUAAACUCAGCAUUUAUACAGCUGAUGGAAGAUUUAGUCGAAAUUGAUUCUAUUUAUUUAUUUUGUCUUGACGUAACAGAAGAUAUGAUACAAUUAUCAGAAGGUACUAAAAUACGUGGCUAUUCUAUUAACUUAAAAUUAGUUCCAACGACAGACAACGAAUCAGCAGAAGCAUCAGUUGAUCCAAUGGAGCAACAGCAAAAGCAUCAAAGAAUAAAUAGAUUAUCAGCCGAAGAUUUUAUUUUCAACUCACUACCCAGUUUUGAUAUCAAUGAAUCAUCAUCGUCGUCUCUUUCUCAUGAAGAGACAAAACGUCAAGAGGCUGAAUUUAUGUAUGCAGAAAUUUUAAGAGAAAUUUUAAUUCAAAUAGAUUCAACUGAAGAUGAAAUGCUUGAUUAUUGUCGUCAAAAGUAUGCAGAUAAUAAAGCACAAUUAGUGUUUAUCGAAGAAUUCAAAGAAUACUACGAUCCAUGCAAUACUAUUUUUUGGUAUACACGUAAUACAUUUCUUUAUCGCCUUUUGAACACUGCACUUAGAGAACAAGACAUUGAUACACUCUAUGCGCUAAGAUAUUUCAUUAAAUAUUUACAUGAACAACUAAUGGAACUGCAGAGUUUAUCAAAAACUGAUACCAAAAAUGCUACGACUUCGAAUAUUGAAACUGUCUAUCGAGGACAGUUAAUGAAUAGCAAUGAGUUUGAUCGAAAAAUUCAUUAUAAUAUUAAUGGAUUUCUAUCAGUUAAUACAUUCUUGUCAACAACGGCAAACAAAGAGUUAGCCGCAUUUUUUGUUAGUGACAACAUUACUAGCAGUAGCAUCAUUGAUGAAAAAGAUGAAACAAAACGUAUUUUAUUUCAAAUUGAUAUUGAUCAAACUGUAAAUAAAUUUCCCUAUGCAAAUAUAUCAACGAAAAGUGCCUUUGGUGAUGAUGAAGGUGAAAUGCUAUUUACAAUGGGUGCUGUAUUUCGCAUAACAUCGAUCAAACUCGAACGUUACGAAGAUGCUCUGCUAAUGUAUGAAAAAUCAUUGGAAAUUCGACUAUCAGUACUUCCAAGUGCUCAUUCAGUGAUUGCAACUGUCUAUAAUAAUAUUGCACAAGUUUAUUAUUUACAAAGAAUGAGCGGGAAAGCAGCUGAAUUUUGGAAGAAAGCAUUAGCAAUUCAACAGACUUCUCUUCUUUCCGAUCAUCCUAUAUUGGGUAGAACCUACCAAAGUAUCGCCAUAGCAUUGUAUGAACAUGGACAUCUUGAACAGGCUUUAGAAUAUGCCAAACAAUCACAAAAAAUUAAAUCUACAAAUCUUCCAACUGAUCAUCGAAAACUUAAAGAGAAGAACGAAUGA
Rotaria sordida is the source of this 1365-nucleotide messenger RNA. NCBI's taxonomy places the organism in Eukaryota, Metazoa, Rotifera, Eurotatoria, Philodinida, Philodinidae. The record is from the annotation of a GenBank genome assembly.